Messenger RNA from Paracoccidioides brasiliensis Pb18, 1230 nucleotides. RefSeq lists its product as uncharacterized. The record is from RefSeq and is a predicted model, not a curated record. The coding region runs from base 1 to 1230 and encodes 409 amino acids. The transcript is spliced from 5 exons.
AUGGAACUCGCCCCGAUAUUCAAGAAAGCCUACUGGUUCCUGGCUUGUGCGGGCCUCGUAUAUGUCCUGGGUGUAUUUUCAUUGACAUACACUUCUAUUCAACGAGCGACACUCUAUAUGCACAAGCUCAACCCUACAUAUAUCCAGGAUGUCAAUGAUGCGGAGUAUUUUGGAUUCUUAAAAUCCCAGGUCCAGCCUUUCAAUAUUCGCACCCCGGAUAAUGAGAACCUAUACGCAUGGCACAUCCUCCCUCCAUAUCUAUGCAAAAAAUAUGAAGAAUUGCUUCUUGCCAAUGCUUCUUCCGGCCCUGCAGAAGAUGUGACCAAGACCAUGACGUUCAAACUGUUGGCUGAAGAUCCCAACGCAAGAGUGGUUAUUAACCUCCAUGGAAAUGCUGCUCAUAUUGCAAGCGGCUAUCGUCCCCAAAUAUAUCGUAGCUUCCUCGGAGCAUCUACUCCAGAGCAUCCCGUACACGUUAUCGCAUUCGACUAUCGCGGCUUCGGCCUAUCCACGGGGUCACCGACCGAAGAUGGGUUGAUAACCGACUCUCUCGCAGUGAUCAACUUCCUCACCUCGCCACCGCUUUCCAUUCACCCAUCCCGCAUCGCCAUUGCAGGGCAAAGCCUUGGAACCGCAGUCGCAGCCGGCGUCGCUGAACGAUACACAUUCGGUAACCCUUCAUCGGUACCAGACCCACUUGCAGGUUAUGUCUUAUUUGGGGCUUUCGCAGACCUACGAACACUCAUUGCCUCCUACAGCCCUAUGGGAAUCUUCCCUCCCUUACUCUCAGCAUUAUUACCAUAUCCCAAGUUUCAAAACUACAUCCUGAGCCACAUGGUAGAUUCAUGGGACUCUGCAUCUCGCUUUGGACGCCUGACUGGCGUCAAUCCUCAGCCCGGCGAUGCUAAUUCUGCCCGUGCAAACCAAGAUUUUAAUCUUGCAAUAGUCCAUGCCGCGAAUGAUUUUGAGAUCCCGUGGCAGGAUGGAAUGCUAUUGUAUGAGUCUGUUGUGGGAGGCCACAAUCCUAAUGCACUAGGAAACCAUGUGCAAGACUAUGCAUCAAGUGAUGGCGUUGUUCAGGUGAAGGUCUGGGAGAGAGAACUUGAAGCAAAGACUGUUGUGAGGAGGGUCAAAAGAGUACGGUGGGAACGAGUCCGAUAUGGAGGACACAACCAAGUUGCCGCAACCGCUGGAGCUACUGUCGCAAUCAUGCGAAUUUUCGAUAAAUAG